UUGUUGGAUUAUCACCGUUAAAUGUAACCGCGUUCAUCAUUGAUAGAAACAUUGUGUUCCUAAUAGUGAAUUUUGACAGGUGUGUUACGCGUUUUAAUGCACAGAAGUUGCUGAUAACGAAUGACAAUGAUGAUGCGGUGAGGAUUUUAUCAAUCGCGAAACGGCCAUUUUGCUGGUAUUCGCGCAGAGCACGAAUAGGCGACGACGACGACAGGAUAGUAGGACUACCCCUACCGACGAAAAAAAAACGGGCAGAAGGUGGUGGCAAUUGAACGUCGCCUGCGGGACGCAGUUGAUAGAGAGAAAAAUCCCCGAACAGUGUUCGUGUUUCCUGGUGCGUGUGUGAUCGCCAAAUUGGCGAUAGUGAAUAGUUGAAAAUAAUGGCAGGGAACGUGGGUAUGGAGCAAUUGAUCCCAAUUGUGAAUAAACUCCAGGAUGCAUUCACGCAACUUGGAGUUACAAUGCAAUUGGACCUGCCGCAAAUUGCAGUCGUUGGAGGUCAAAGUGCGGGCAAAAGUUCUGUCCUGGAGAACUUUGUUGGAAAGGACUUUUUGCCGAGAGGUUCAGGAAUCGUAACCAGAAGGCCACUUAUUUUACAAUUGAUCAACAGUCACACUGAAUAUGGAGAAUUUCUACAUUGUAAAGGAAAGAAAUUUGUGGAUUUCGAUGAAAUUCGCAGAGAGAUCGAGGGGGAAACUGACAGAAUUACUGGCGGCAACAAAGGAAUUUCUAAUAUUCCUAUUAACUUGCGAGUUUAUUCUCCUAAUGUUCUUAACUUGACCCUCAUUGACUUGCCUGGUCUGACAAAAGUACCAAUAGGAGAUCAACCGGUGGAUAUUGAAGCACAAAUUAAAGGAAUGAUAUUUCAAUUUAUUAAGCGUGAAAAUUGUCUUAUAUUGGCAGUUACGCCAGCCAAUACUGAUUUAGCAAACAGUGAUGCCCUAAAACUUGCCAAGGAAGUUGACGCGCCAGGUGUUCGUACUAUUGGUGUCAUUACAAAAUUAGAUCUUAUGGACGAUGGCACCGAUGCUCGGGAUAUUUUGGAAAAUAAGUUACUUCCCUUACGUAGGGGUUAUAUUGGAGUAGUGAACAGAAGUCAAAAAGACAUUGAGGGACGUAAGGACAUUAAAGCUGCUUUGGCAGCUGAACGAAAAUUCUUCCUCAGUCAUCCUUCAUAUCGACAUUUAGCUGACAGAUUAGGAACUCCUUAUUUACAACGAGUUUUAAAUCAACAAUUGACAAAUCAUAUUAGGGAUACACUUCCUGCUUUACGAGAUAGACUGCAAAAGCAGAUGCUGACUUUGGAAAAAGAUGUGGAACAGUACAAACACUUUAGACCAGAUGAUCCUUCAAUCAAGACAAAAGCUAUGUUACAAAUGAUACAAUCGUUGCAAUCGGAUUUCGAGAGGACUAUCGAGGGUUCCGGUUCCGCGCAAAUCAACACAAUGGAACUUAGUGGCGGUGCAAAAAUCAAUCGAUUAUUCCACGAGCGCUUUCCAUUUGAAAUUGUUAAAAUGGAAUUCGACGAGAAGGAACUUCGAAGGGAAAUUGCUUUCGCAAUUAGAAAUAUUCAUGGUAUCAGGGUUGGACUCUUCACUCCCGACAUGGCUUUUGAAGCUAUAGUUAAAAAACAAAUAAAUAGGCUCAAAGAGCCAAGUCUUAAAUGUGUGGAUCUAGUCGUGCAGGAACUUAGCAAUGUUGUGCGCAUUUGUACAGAUCGGAUGUCACGUUAUCCUAGAUUAAGGGAGGAGACGGAGAGAAUCAUAACGACACAUGUGAGGCAACGCGAGCAAAUGUGCAAGGAGCAUUUAAUUCUUUUAGUUGAUUGCGAACUCGCAUACAUGAACACAAAUCACGAAGACUUCAUUGGAUUUGCCAACGCGGCAGCCAGUAUGUAUAAUUCAAGCGCUCAACAGUCUUCCGAAAAUUCAGUGAAAACUGGACGUCAUACUUUGGGCAAUCAAGUCAUUCGGAAGGGAUACAUGUGCAUUCAUAAUUUAGGAAUUAUGAAAGGUGGCUCAAGAGAUUAUUGGUUCGUUCUCACUUCGGAAAGCAUCUCCUGGUUUAAAGAUGAAGAGGAACGAGAGAAGAAAUAUAUGUUGCCGCUGGAUGGCUUGAAACUUCGUGAUUUGGAGCAGGGCUUUAUGUCACGACGUCACUUGUUCGCUCUUUUCAAUCCCGAGGGAAGAAACGUUUACAAGGAUUAUAAACAAUUGGAAUUGAGUUGCGAGACUCAGGACGAUGUCGAUUCGUGGAAAGCGUCAUUCCUCAGAGCCGGUGUUUAUCCCGAGAAACAGACAGAACAAGCUAAUGGCGAAGGCGAGGGUGGCUCGGAAGCACAAUCGUCAAUGGAUCCUCAAUUGGAGCGACAAGUGGAGACUAUUAGAAAUUUGGUUGAUUCCUACAUGAAAAUUGUCACAAAAACAACGCGCGAUCUCGUUCCAAAAACAAUAAUGCAUCUUAUUAUCAACAAUGCAAAGGAUUUCAUUAAUGGAGAAUUAUUGGCACAUCUCUACGCAAGUGGAGAUCAGUCGUCGAUGAUGGAGGAAUCGCCGGAAGAGGCACAAAAACGUGAGGAAAUGCUUCGUAUGUAUCAUGCUUGCAAGGAAGCUCUUCGAAUUAUCGGCGAUGUGUCAAUGGCGACAGUUUCAACGCCAGUGCCUCCUCCGGUCAAAAACGACUGGUUGGCAUCGGGUGAAAAUCCAAGGUUAUCGCCACCGUCACCGGGUGGACCGAGACGAGGAGUUUCACAACCUGCGCCACCAGCGAGUUCACGAGCUCCACCUCCAGUGCCAGCCGGUGGUCGUCCAGCACCUGCAAUUCCAAAUCGACCCGGACCUGGCGGCGCACCACCCUCUCGGGGAAAUCCUGGUCUACCUCCUCCCCUCAUACCAUCUCGCGGGGGUCCGGGUGGUCUGCAGCAGAGAGUAACGCAAGCUGCUACCCAGGCUGCUACGAAUGCUGCUGUGAACGAGCUGAUGGAUGCUUUCAGGAUGAAGCGUCCUGUACCCACUAUUCCUCCCCGAAUUCCUGACAGACCGUAUUCUGGACGACUUAAUUGAGCUAGAAACCUCAAUUCCUGUGUGCACCGACUGUACCUGCGACGAUAAAUUUUUGUCGUGGAAAUAAAAAACAAAAAAAAAGAGUUGCCGGAUAUUCCAGCCAAGGAGGUUUUUUUUCCGAGAGACAUCAGCCUCCACACAAGUCCAGGUGAAUUUUCUGAUGCUUAGAGAAGAUGAGAUGGAAUCGAAGAAGAAUGGAUGAGAGAAAAAAAAAGGCACGUGAUAGAAAAUGCGAGAUUAUAAAUGGUAAAAAAAAAAAAGAAAA
Messenger RNA from Leptopilina heterotoma, 3327 nucleotides. It is a transcript of the gene shi, whose product is annotated as dynamin. The transcript is spliced from 17 exons. NCBI's taxonomy places the organism in Eukaryota, Metazoa, Arthropoda, Insecta, Hymenoptera, Figitidae. The record is from RefSeq and is a predicted model, not a curated record. Gene Ontology annotation, cellular component: plasma membrane; synapse; microtubule. Gene Ontology annotation, molecular function: microtubule binding; GTPase activity; GTP binding. The coding region runs from base 381 to 3062 and encodes 893 amino acids. Gene Ontology annotation, biological process: receptor-mediated endocytosis.